This is a messenger RNA of Aspergillus affinis, 951 nucleotides long. Its product is annotated as ribonuclease P subunit p30 family protein. The record is from RefSeq and is a predicted model, not a curated record. Gene Ontology annotation, biological process: tRNA processing. Lineage: Eukaryota; Fungi; Ascomycota; Eurotiomycetes; Eurotiales; Aspergillaceae. Bases 1 to 951 code for a protein of 316 amino acids. Gene Ontology annotation, molecular function: RNA binding. Gene Ontology annotation, cellular component: nucleolar ribonuclease P complex. The transcript is spliced from 2 exons.
AUGUUUUAUGACCUUAAUGUCCCCUAUAGCCUCGAUGAUCCCGAGAUCUCGCCUACUUUAAGCUUUCUUGCAGAACUCGGUUACACAACCGUCGCUCUCUCGCAGACUAUUACCGGAAAACUUCCUUCGAAUCCUGCUCCCCCACCUGCUCCCAAGAACGUUCCCCAGGGCCUGACGCUGCUCAACCGCCUGAACCUGACCCUCUCCGACCCCGCGCAGAACCAACGCGUCGCUAGUCUCUCCCAAGUGUAUGAUCUCGUUGCGCUGCGACCCACCAAUGAGAAGGCGCUGCUGAACGCAUGUACCAACCUAGAGUGCGAUGUGAUAUCUGUGGAUUUCUCGGUUCGACAACCGUACCAUUUUAAGUUCAAAAUGCUCUCUGCCGCCAUCGCACGUGGAAUACGGAUUGAGAUUUGCUACGGCCCUGGAGUCACGGGAAGCGGCACGGACGCUCGACGCAACCUUAUCGGCAAUUCCAUGUCAUUGAUCCGGGCGACACGCGGGAGGGGCAUUAUCAUCUCCAGCGAGGCGAGAAGAGCUUUGGGCGUGCGGGCACCGUGGGAUGUGAUCAAUCUCGCCUGUGUUUGGGGGCUGUCACAGGAGCGCGGGAAAGAAGCCAUCUGCGAGGAGGCCAGGAAAGUGACCGCGUUAGCCAAGCUGAAGCGGACCAGCUGGCGCGGAAUUGUCGACGUUGUUGACGGAGGGCAAAAGCCCAAGCCCAAAUCUGACACCCCGGUAACCGGUCAGAAGAGUGCCGCCUCCAAACCGAAAAACAACAGCGAGGGACAGGGUAACGCGGACAGUUUGAAAAGGAAGGCAUCCGUUGGGUCCGAGACGGUUGAGGCGGAGAAGCCCCUUUCCAAGCGUGAGAUAAAACGCAGGGCCAAGAAAGCGAAAUUGAAUGUGGUCGAUGGAGAUGGUAGUGACACGGGGGCAGCCACCAACAGUUAA